Molecule: messenger RNA, 1631 nt
Organism: Zea mays
Lineage: Eukaryota; Viridiplantae; Streptophyta; Magnoliopsida; Poales; Poaceae
Product: MAP3K-like protein kinase
Exons: 6
Coding region: 73-1320 (415 amino acids)
Biological process (GO): lipid metabolic process
Molecular function (GO): phosphoric diester hydrolase activity
Source: RefSeq, marked provisional
CGAGAGCGCUUCGCCGCUUCCUCCUGCUCGUCCUCCUCGGCCCUCGCCGUUGCCGUCCAUCCCAAUCAAUCAAUGGCGCCUGCCCGUCUCCUGCCACGGCUGCCGCUCUUCUGGGCCGCCCUGCUCUUGUUGCCGUUUGCGCACCCGGCAGCGGCGGCGCAGGUGGGCGACGCGUGCUCCUCCUCCUCCGGCGGCGGCUGCGGCUCCGGCCUGCACUGCAGCCCCUGCGGCGCCGGCGGGGGCAGCAUCUGCACGCGCGCCAGCCCCGUGGACCCGGCCACCCACGGCACGGGCCUCCCCUUCAACAACUACUCGUGGCUCACCACCCACAACUCCUACGCCCUCGCCGGCGCCGCCUCCGCCACCGGCUCCGCGCUCAUCACCGAGACCAACCAGGAGGACGCCGUCACCGCGCAGCUCAAGAACGGUGUUAGGGGCCUGAUGCUCGACACGUACGACUUCGACAACGAUGUCUGGUUGUGCCACUCGUUCCAAGGAAAAUGCUACAACUUCACUGCCUUCCAACCUGCCAUCAAUGUGUUCAAAGAGAUCCAGACAUUCCUCGACGCGAACCCGUCGCAAGUGGUCACGAUCUUCCUAGAAGACUACACCGCGGUAGGGUCCUUGCCGAGAGUGUUCAACGCCUCCGGCCUCACGAAGUACUGGUUCCCGGUGGCAAAGAUGCCGAAGAGCGGCGGCGACUGGCCUCUGCUCAAGGACAUGAUCAGCCAGAACCAGCGCCUGCUAGUCUUCACCUCAAAGAGAGCCAAGGAGGCGAGCGAGGGGAUCGCGUAUGAGUGGAACUACGUCGUGGAGAACCAAUACGGAGAUGAGGGCAUGGUAGCAGGCAAAUGCCCCAACCGCGCAGAGUCUCCGGCCAUGGAUUCCAAAGGCCAGUCGCUUGUCCUGAUGAACUUCUUCACGACUAACCCGAGCCAGACCGGUGCCUGCGGGAACAAUUCGGCGCCACUCGACAGCAUGCUGAAGACGUGCCAUGACGCUUCAGGCAACCGGUGGCCGAACUACAUCGCUGUUGAUUUUUACAUGAGAAGUGACGGUGGAGGAGCUCCCUUGGCUACGGACAUUGCGAACGGUCAUAUGGUGUGCGGAUGCGACAACAUCGCGUAUUGCAAGGCGAAUUCGACAUUCGGGACCUGCGUGAUACCCCCACCGCCGCCGCCGUCACCGCCCAAGGCAUCCACCCCCGGCAGCAGAGGCUCAACAGCAGGCGGCGAUGCUAGCGCUGGAACGAUGGCCCUGUCCUCGCAAUGGAGCUUCUUGCUGGGACUGGCUUCUCUGCUUCUUUUGUCGCGCUCGUGAGAGCCGAGCGGCAUUGGUGACUGGUUUUGCUGCUCUUGCUACAUGCUCUGCGAGCUGAUAGGAGCAUCGUCCCAUGAGAUGAGCUGAGGCUGAGCUGAACUGAGCUGUAUAUUUGGGUUUACUGCGCAACGUAGUUAGUUGGAUACGGGAAUCAGUUAAAUUCAUCAUUCAUUUUUAUUGAUUGGCGUCGUUAUCGUGAAUGUUCUAAUAAGUUCCUUAAAAAAAUGUCUCAUGGCCCUACUGUCAGUGACGUAGCCAUGUGAACCGGGAGAGAGAAAUUACAGCGUGUUUAUCUUGUUCGAAGUGCUUUC